AUUACCCGGCAUUCCUUGCGCUCUUCCUUUUUCGUCCCGCAAGGCAAGAUGCCCAAGGGGAAGAAGGCCAAGGGGAAGAAGGUGGCCCCGGCACCUGCUGUAGUCAAGAAGCAGGAGGCCAAGAAGGUGGUCAACCCUCUCUUCGAGAAGAGGCCCAAGAACUUUGGCAUCGGGCAGGAUAUCCAGCCUAAACGGGACUUGACUCGCUUUGUGAAAUGGCCCCGUUACAUCAGACUUCAGCGCCAGAGAGCCAUCCUCUACAAACGGCUGAAGGUGCCCCCUGCGAUUAACCAGUUCACACAAGCGUUGGACCGCCAGACAGCUACUCAGCUCCUGAAGUUGGCCCACAAGUACAGGCCUGAGACCAAGCAAGAGAAGAAACAGCGGCUGCUUGCUCGGGCAGAGCAGAAGGCUGCAGGAAAGGGAGAUGUCCCUACCAAGAGGCCCCCAGUGCUGAGAGCAGGCGUUAACACAGUCACAACACUGGUGGAGAACAAGAAAGCCCAGCUAGUGGUGAUCGCGCAUGAUGUAGACCCCGUUGAGCUGGUGGUUUUCCUGCCCGCCUUGUGUCGCAAAAUGGGAGUCCCGUAUUGUAUUAUCAAGGGCAAGGCCAGGCUGGGCCGCCUUGUCCACCGAAAAACCUGCACCUGUGUUGCUUUCACUCAAGUUAAUCCGGAGGACAAGGGAGCCCUGGCUAAACUGGUGGAAGCUGUGAAGACCAACUACAACGAACGAUAUGAUGAGAUCCGUCGUCAUUGGGGUGGCAAUGUCUUGGGGCCCAAGUCAGUGGCUCGCAUCGCUAAGCUUGAAAAAGCCAAGGCUAAAGAAUUGGCCACUAAGCUCGGGUAGAUAUAUCAAAUUUGCCUCAAGUUCUUUACAUAAAAAU
Molecule: messenger RNA, 886 nt
Organism: Euleptes europaea (tarantolino)
Lineage: Eukaryota; Metazoa; Chordata; Lepidosauria; Squamata; Sphaerodactylidae
Gene: RPL7A
Product: ribosomal protein L7a
Exons: 8
Coding region: 49-849 (266 amino acids)
Biological process (GO): ribosome biogenesis
Cellular component (GO): ribonucleoprotein complex
Source: RefSeq, a predicted model, not a curated record